AUGAAUUCUAAUAAUCCAUUUGGAGGACCUCCAAACACCAGUAAUGCCAGUCAAAGUCCUGCAUUGUUUGGACAAACAUCUGUAUUUGGCCAGAGUGCUGGUGGACUCUCCGGCCCUUCAUUUGGACAGUCUUCCUCUGUGUUUGGUCAACUCAGUACUACAAGUCAGACUGCCCCUGUGUUUGGUCAAAGCACUCCUAGCCAGCCCCCUGUGUUUGGACAGACUACUGUGGCACAGCCUAUUCCAUCAUUUGGCCAGACUAACAGUGGUUUUUCUGCUCCUAUGUUUGGUCAGGCGUCCACAGCACAGUCAGCUCCUGCAUUUGGACAGUCUGGUCCUAUAUUUGGGCAGGCCACAUCUGGAACAUCUAGCUCUGUUUUUGGGCAGGCUACGCCAGAGCAGCCUGGUUCCAUAUUUGGGCAGGUAUCAUCUGCACCUGUAUUUGGACAGGCCAACUCUGGACAGCAAGGAUCUGUAUUUGGACAAGCUACGCCUGGACAGUCUGGAUCUGUAUUUGGGCAGGCCACUUCUGGACAGCCUGGAUCUGUAUUUGGUCAGGUCCGUUCAGGACAGUCUGGGCCUGUAUUUGGGCAGGCAGCUUCAGGCCAGUCUGGAUCUGUAUUUGGACAGGUUGCUUCCGGACAGUCCACACCUAUGUUUGGGCAAUCUAAUUCUGCACAGUCAGCACCUAAAUUUGGACAGACAGCUCCAGCAUUUGGACAAGGAAUUACUGGACAAUCGGCCUCCCUCUUUGGACAAACAACCACCAGCCAACCUUCUUCUGCAUUUGGGCACUCAGGUCCUGCAUUUGGACAUUCAAGUUCUAACCAAACACCUCUGUUUGGACAGGGUGCUGGUAGCCAGUCAGCAUCCCCCUUUGCACAAGCAACAACUAGCCAGUCUAAUCCACUUUUUCAGCAAGCUAAUAACCAGUCCACUUUGUUUGCUCAGUCCAAUGCUAACCAGACAACUGCUCCAUUUGCACAGACUGUUUCUAGUCAGUCAUCUACACCCUUUGGAAGUAGUACGUCAGUAUUUGGACAGGCAGCUUCAGGAUCAUCUGUGUUUGAACAGUUGAGUAGACAGUCUCAGGGGGAAUUAAGUCAAGGUUCAGUAUUUGGUCAGCCAGUGUCUGGCACUACCUUUGCUUUUAGUCAGCCAGCUUCUGGCCAGACUCCUAUGUUUGGACAGAACACAUCUGGGCAAAGUUUGGAUCACUCAUCCACCCAGUCAAGACCAGAUGGAUCAAGUCAAAAUGUUGCUUUUGGACAGACCACUACUGAGCAAAGUAACUUGUUCAGCCAAACGCCUACAUUUGGGCAGCCCACCUCUUCCCAGACAUCAUCUGUGCAAUCUUCUAAAUUUGGGACUGUAUCCAGCACACAAACUGGUAGAAAUAAUGCAUUUGGAGAAACAGGUGAAAAAAUGUCAGUCUUUGGUCCACCGUCAAGCACUCCUUCUGAUCAGAAUAAAAGUAUUGGUCUAGCCUUUGGUGGAGCUACUCAAAUGACUAACAAUCCUAAUGUUCCAGAAUCCAAAGUGUCAACUAGCAUAACUUCCUCCCCCUUUGGACAGAUGUCUAGUAUAUCCUCAUCCAAUACAGCUUUCAAACCAAUCUUUCCAGGAGCUAAUAAAACUCAGGAUGCAUCGGAAAAGCCUUUAUUUGGGAAUCUUUCUGCAGCAGCUGCAUCAGGGGAAAGGCAGAGUAGCAGCUUAUUCUCUUUCUCUGCAGAAAGUAAACUCAAAGAUGAAACUGGGCCUUUUAAGCCUGCAUUUGCAAGUGCUGAUAGUAGUUUCACCAGUUUUAAUGAAGAGGUUGAAAGAGAGGAGAAACAUAAAGGGUUGAAGCGAAAGGAAGACUCUGGCCACUCUACUAGCAAACCGGAGUAUGCCUCUUCAGAUGAUACUCCUGAUCUGCAACGUGAAGACCCUUCAGUAAAGAGGUCUACCCGAUUAAAUAGAGAUCUAAAAGGAGGUGCUAAUAUUUUGUAUAAAAGCUUGUUUGAUGCUUUUAAAAGUCAAAUAAAAUCCCAACAAAAGGACUCCAAAAGAAAGGAUACAGAUUCUAAGUUGCCAGAUUCGGAUACAUCUGCAUCAAGUCAGACAGCUGCAAGAAAUCAUCCAGCAUCUGAAUCUAGCCAGCAUGGAUUGGCUAAGCCCCAAUUACCAGCUGUACCCAUUCAGCCCCCCACCGAUCAAGCCCCAUCCCCCUGCAAGUCAGGGAACACCAAACAGGACUGUUACAGUUGUUGGAUCAAGCUUCCAAAGCCCUAGCAGAGAUGGUUCUGUGGCUGGACCUAGUCCACUAUUACCUGCCAGAAUUCGACCUGUGAUAGAAGUAGUGAUGCCUCAAAAAACUCAGUUUUCCUUCUCCAAGACGCCACUUCGCAGGACUAAGCGAAAUGACAGCACUGAUAGCUUUGGACCACUGUCUCCGAAUGAACAAACCUGCAUUCAGUUAAAGAAUCUCCCUCCACAUCUAAUUACAAAACCGACUUUGGAGGCAUUCUUUAAGAAGUUUGGUAAAAUUCAGCAGAUGUAUUGCAAGCCUGGAAAUGCAACAGCAAUUAUUCACUUUGCCCAGCAUAAAGCAGCAGCAAAUGCCAAGAAAGCAGGAAAGAAGUUCCACAAAGAUGUCUCUGUGUUUUGGUAUCGAAAGAAAUCCAGUCCAGGCAAGAGAGAAACACCACUCCCUAAGAAACAAAUUCAGCAGGUGGAAAGAAAAGAAAAGCAGAGUGAGCAAGGUAGCAAUGUGCUUGUUUCCCCUGUACGCAAGCCUCUACUCCGUACAGUUAAAGGAUCUCCUCAAAAGAACUCUCACUUAGUGCAGACUCUUCAAUAUGAUGUUGAUAAUACAGAUGCCCCAACAACAUCUUCUGACUCUGCGGUUCCAUCUCUGCCUCCUUCACUUUUGAAUCUUGUGGGACAUGUGGCAGAAACUCCUGAAGAAAGGUAUCGCCUGUUGGACCAGAGGGACAGAAUCUUGCGACAAGCCCGAGUGAAGAGGACAGAGCUUGACCAAGCAAAUGUGUUUGUGGGAACCUGUCCAGAUAUGUGCCCUGAAAAGGAGAGAUACAUGAGGGAAACACGGAACCAGCUUAGCAUCUUUGAAAUUCUUCCAGGAACUGACAAGAUUGACCAUGCUGCUGCCAUUAAGGAGUAUAGUCGUUCGUCAGCUGAUCAGGAGGAACCACUUCCCCAUGAACUGCGCCCUUUGCCUGUGUGCUGUGCAUGACAAUGGAUUAUCUAGUUACUUAUAUCAUGGACAAUGGGGAGAACAAUUACAGAGAUUGGUAUGAUUUUGUGUGGAACCGUACACGAGGAAUUCGAAAGGACAUCACACAGCAGCACUUGUGUGACCCUGUGACUGUGUCUCUAAUGGAAAAGUGUAUGCGAUUUCAUAUCCAUUGUGCAUAUGAGCUAUGUGAAGAGCCUAUUUCCGCCUUUGAUCCAAAGAUCAACAAUGAGAACUUAACAAAAUGUCUUCAGAGCUUGAAGGAGAUGUACCAAGACCUGCAUAAUCGUGGAGAGACUUGUCUUUGUGAGCCAGAGUUUAGGGGUUACAGCGUUCUCCUCAACCUAAACAAAGGAGAUAUUCUCAGAGAAGUGCAACAGCUUCAGGAGUCAGUUCGUAACUCGGUGGAAGUGAAAUUUGCUCUAGCGGUGUUCUCUGCCUUCAACAGCAAAAACUAUGUGCGUUUCUUCCGACUGGUCCGCUCUGCAUCAUAUCUUAACAGCUGCAUAUUACAUGGCUACUUUGGCCAGAUACGUCGAAGUGCUCUGCAGGUCAUGAAUGUUGCUUAUACUUUUAGUCCCCAGAGGCCCACCUUAUUUCCACUAGAGGAAAUUGUGUGUCUUUUGUUGUUCCAAGAUGCCGAUCGAGCUGCAGGAUUCCUCACAGCUUAUGGCUUAAGUGUGUCAGAUGGGUUUGUAGAGCUAAACCGUUCUGCUUUUGCUGAACUUGAGGCUCCCUUGCAGCCAAAGAAGAGUCCAUUCAUCAGCCACAAAUGUAGUGUAUCUGUGGGACAGGUGGUAAAUGGAGCCCCACUAACAACAUUCUCUGUGCAUGCACCAGUGUGUAGCUUUGAUGCACAGAACAGAUAUACUGGAUUUAGCAACUCAGCCGAAAUAACCGUAAACUCAGGACAAGAACCCACAGUUGUUACCGAUAAACCAGAGGUCAGAGACUCAGUCACUGAAGAGAGGUCUAUCAAACCUACGAUUGUGCUUCUGAAAGACAACCAGGAAUCUCCGUCUAUUCCUAGUCAGUCAGUCUUCCAGCCCAUAGUACCGCCUGAGGUCCCUCCAUCUCCACCCAAGCCAGCUUUUACUGAUGAGGAUGUUGCCGCUGUGCUUCAUGAUAUUGUGGAAGAUACCGUGAAAGAAUUUAGUGUCAAUAUCAGCCAGACAGGAGCUGCAUACAUUUCUGCUGCACUUGGAGAGUCAUCGGUGGUUGCUGACCAGCUUCUUGCAGAUGUAAUCUUGGAUAUGUCAAGCACUAUUACAAAAGAAGAGGUGAAAGCAGAAACUGAGAGGGUGCUGGAGGAAAAACGAAGAAAGGCAGAGGAAGCCAGGCGGAUUCAGGAAUGGGAGCAGCUGCUUUCUGAGAUCAGUCAGUGUGAGUGUGAAAGUCUGUUAAAAAUAGUGCUUCAGGAAAACGUCCAAAAAAUAUCACGUGAAGAGCUUCAGAAAGCCAUGCAGAAAGAUCAAAAUGAGCGUAUUAGCCGAUGCUCUCAGCAUGUCAGUCAGCAGUUUGUGGAUCAGUUUGUGGAAGGAGAACUUGACCAAAUAGCCAAGGAAACGCUCCAUGAGAUGCAGCUCUGCAGGAAAUACUUUCAGAGGUGGCGGGAAGUUUUGGCUGCUCGGAAGAAGCUAAGGCGCCAAAUGCGAGGAUUUCCAGCUGCUCCUGGUUUAAUGGGCCAUAAUGGUACACUGAAGGCAUUGAUUCCCAGUGCUGUGCACAAUUUGCAAACUCAGCCCAAGGGGAUUGUGGAUUUGGGGAAUGCAGGGAAACUGUUUGUUUCUUUUAUUAGCCCACAGCAGCGCACGGAACAAAUUCUACACAAAAUGAAAGUUCAGCAUUUCUUUCAAGAGCUGCUUUGUGAUGCUGCAUGGAUGCCGCUGGAGCUGCCAUCUUUGAUUGCAAACAACCUGCCCUCAUGGAAGAACUGCAUAUUCUGGAAAAUAGUUCUGGCUCUGCCUGAAAGAAGUCAGCCUGAUGAUCCUAACAGUGUUCUGUCUAAGUGGUUGAAGGCAAAGUUCUGCUGGGCAGGACUUCAGCCACUAGAUGCCCAGAAGCAGCAAAUUCAAACGCUGGCUCUCUACAACACAUUAGUGUCACAGGAAGAAUGGCCUGUGUCUUUAAACGUUUGUGUAAAGGCAGUACAUGGACCUCUUACAGAUUCUGAGCUAGACAAAGCUGAAUGUCAGAAUGAGUUAUGGGGAACCAACAGCCUUGUGUUUCUCUUACCAUUUACAUCUGAAAAAACUGAAGAGUACUGGAUUUCAGCAAUCUUGCAGCUAAAACAGUUACUGAACUGUAAGCCCUUUAAGCCAGCACCAAGCCUUGCUGUGCUAGUACCAGAAUCUUCUCCAAAGGAAAAUGUAGAGGAAGAACUUGGUCUUCAGGACCUGGUGUCAUGUGACCUUAUCGUGGAUUACAUUGUGCUGUCAGUACCAGAAACUGUGACUAACAUGGAAGGAACUGAAGUGGUCGCUUCUGCUGUACAGUUCUUGCUUUCCCGUGGUCCCCGCUCUCCACAGUUACAUUCACUUCCAUUCCGACAGUAUAUAGAGGAUGGGGUUUAUCAUGCAUUCAGUGAUCCUUUCUAUCAUGACAUGUCCAGCCGUCGAAAGUCCGGCCUUCCCUCUCAGGACCCUACAGCUAUCAUUGAUUUAUAUAACAGCACUGUUGCCUACUUGGCAAAGGUGGUUUCAUCGAGCCGACUUGUGGAAUUGUCCUGGCCUGUGACAGAGUUCACAUCUUCAAGAGGCAGCUUCGCCAUGCCACCUAUAGACUGGAACAGUCUAGAACACCUGUCUUGGCUAAAGAAAGCUGUACUUUCCUUUCAGAUUCCAGAAAUGGACAAGCCUCCAGAGGGAGCUCCCUGGCAUCUUGUGUGUUCCAUGAUUAGGGAUUACAUAUCUCAGAUAUCCAGGUCUUCAGAAGCUUUGCCUGUAUUGGACUCAGAAGUACAGAUGCUUCUUGGAGGUGUUUGGAAUCAUUGUCUGGAAAACAGUGGAGGUGAAGGGUCAGACACUCUGAACUAUGAAAUCCCCUGGGAUGACUUAAUCGCUCUUUGCAUCAAUCACAAGUUGAGAGACUGGCAUCCUCCUUUUAAUCCACAUGUUAAAGGUUCCCCGGAGGACCUUUAUGUUUAUUUCUUUGAAAAGGAUUUGGAAAAUUUCAAAUUGCCAGAAAACGUGGAUGAAUGCUUGUCACACCACAGAUAAAGACAUACUGGUGGCUAGUGAAAGUUCAUCAUGCAGAAGGAAGCGUAAAUUGAAGCCAUCUCAAACAGCAUUGUCAUCUCUGACAUGUGAAGAAAAUACUCAAAAAGAUGUUAAAAACGUGAAGUCUUUUCACUCACAUCUCAGUCAGUUUCUGUUGUUGGAGGAGAAGAAUGAAAGUUCUUCAAGCAAAAAGAGAGGAGUGUGCUAGCACCAUCUCAGCAUUUGGAGUCUUCCUUCGUGGAACAUAUGGAAAAUACACAGAAGGAGUUAGACAGUCUGAAGUCACUUCAGUCACGUUUGAACCAUGCCUUGAUGGCUGAGAAACAAGAGUGUGACAAAUUCAAUGAAAAGCUACAACAUCUCCUUGAAGAAGAACCUCUAGAUAUAUCUCUUAGUCUUCCUCUGUAUCUUCCCAACACAUCUUUACAAGGGGCUCUAGAAAGUGCUAUUGUAGUCCAUUCUCAGCAUAAGCCUUCAACAGACAAGACCCUACAUUCCUAUUCCCAACCGGAUUCCUUGAUGAGUGGUGUACACUCUCAAUCAUCUGUAAGGGAUCUCAUGAACAGCCUGCACACAAGCAUAAGAAGGUAUAAAGAUGAAGAUAUCGCUUUCAAUUUGCACUUGAGCAACCUGCUUGAUGUGGCAGAGCUAAGCAGUUCUCCAACUUAA
Staurois parvus is the source of this 7122-nucleotide messenger RNA. The record is from the annotation of a GenBank genome assembly. NCBI's taxonomy places the organism in Eukaryota, Metazoa, Chordata, Amphibia, Anura, Ranidae.